Messenger RNA from Penicillium concentricum, 408 nucleotides. RefSeq lists its product as uncharacterized. NCBI's taxonomy places the organism in Eukaryota, Fungi, Ascomycota, Eurotiomycetes, Eurotiales, Aspergillaceae. The transcript has a single exon. The coding region runs from base 1 to 408 and encodes 135 amino acids. The record is from RefSeq and is a predicted model, not a curated record.
AUGGCUAAGGACAAGCAGCCCGCCCAAUACGGUUCCACUGGAGCACGGAACAACAGUUUUAUCACUGAGCGCGAGGUUGACGGCGAGCGUCGUUCGAUCCGCAUCUACCACGAUGGUCGGGUAUCGCAGCGCGAGGGCCAAGAUGGCCCCGUUCGAACACCAGCCAGCAGCACUGGAGCUGGCCCUAGCACCGAGACCGUCCGCAAGACUACGACUGCUCCCAAGUUCGAGGAUCUUAAAUGUGAUCCCGAGACUGCCGCUGAGAUUGUUCAGUACUGUGGUGAACUUGAGGAGAUCCUAUCGCAGCUGCCCGCAGAGUAUCAUGAGAAGGAUACUAACACUCCUUCGAAGCAGUGGAAGCAGAUGGGUGGAAAGGACCACGCUAGAGAUUCAGACAUUCACCACUAG